AACGCGUUGUUGCUCGGGCAAGCGCCCUUUCAAAACAUGCAGGAGGAACAGCGGGGCGGAACGUGGGAGUUCUCGCGUGACAGGACUGCUUGCAGUAUUGUUGAGAAUGGACAGGAUCGCGCGGAGCCAUGGCGGCAGCCGUGGAUCCGGCCGUACGCCGCGCCGCUCUUUGCCGCGUCAGGGAGGAUGGCCGCGAGCUCCAGAACCUGUCCGAGGAGCUGCAAGCCGACAGAGAAAUCGUGCUGGCUGCAGUGCGGUCACAUGGCGCCGUUUUGGCCAUGGCCGCCGAACCCUUCCGCCGCGACAAGGAGGCCGUCCUGGCCGCCGUGCUCUCAGACGGCCUGGCCCUCGCCGCCGCGUCCGAGGAGCUGCGGGCCGACAGGGAGGUCGUAUCUGCGGCAGUGCGAUAUUGUGGGUUGGCUCUACAUCACGCUUCGCGUGAUCUACGCAGUGACCCUGAGGUUGUUCGCUUGGCAGUGCGGUCGCACGGUCUCGCGCUGAACUAUGCUUCGGACGAACUUCGAGCUGACAGAUCUACGGUGCUUGCCGCUGUGCGCUCGCACGGUCUUGGCCUUCUUUAUGCUGCACCAGAGCUGCGUCAGGACCCUGAGAUCUUGAUCGCAGCGUUGAGGGGCACUGGCGACGGUAUUGCCAGAGUCGCUUCCAAAAAUUCGGUUGCCCUGGAGCCGCCGCCGCCGCUGAAUCUUCGGAUCAUGGUCGUCGGCACCCCGAAGGAGUGCUUGGUGUGGACCGAACAAACCGUGCCGCAGUGGACGCGGUGGCGCCGUGACCCCGCGACCAGCCAAGACAGCAUGGAGGUGGCGGUGUUGGGUGUCAAGUGGGUUGAGAAUGGCAGUUGGCACAUCUCCGACGUCGUGUUACGAGCUCUGACUCCGCCGAGCCGCGCGAGGAACGGGCCAGAGCGGCCCACGCGGGCCUGGCCGCCGGGGCGGGGAAAACGCCAGCGCUGCCCGCCAGGGCCAACGACGCCGCUCCUGACGCCCUUUGCGGCGGAGACCGGCUGGUCCUGGAUCGCCGGCAUCGCGUGGAGGGUCAAGCGGGUGCCAGCGCUGAUGCCACGGCCUUCUGGCAGGCCGGCCAUGAGCGAGAUCACAGACGAAUGGUGCAUCUACGACAUGUCCGCGCACCUUUCCACAACCAGCCGCGCGACAGACGGCCUCGGAGUCGCGCCGGCGUGUAAGAGGGCGACCAUGGCCCCUGGCCGGCGCGGGGCUCCUGCAGGCGGAGGCGAGGCCACGGAUGGCGCGUCGGCUGGUGUCGGCGAGGACGCGGCGGCCGACGGCGACAAGGCCGCGGCACCUGCCCUCGAGGGGGGCUGGAAGGGCUUCUGCCGCGCAUUCGCCAGCAUCAUGAGCAGGGAGCUGGACCAGAAGGCGCCGCCCGUGCUGUGCGACACGCAGAUCGCUCAGAAGCUGAAGGAGAAGAGGGAGGAGCUCAAGGAACAGAGGGCCCUGGCCCUGCAGCGAAAGGCCCUGAAGGACCAAGGCCAUACGCUCCCCGACAUCACACAGAAGGCGUUCGAGAUGAACCUUCGCAAGAUAGCCACUCAGGGUGUCGUGCGCUUGUUCAACACGGUGCAGCAGUACCACCAGCGGGGCGAUGCUGACAUUAGCAGCCAGGCCUCCAAGGUGCACAUUAAGCAGCGCGGCAAGAAAAUGGCGGAUGCAUCCCGGGAGAAGUUUCAGCGCCUCUGGGAGACGCAGGGCCAGCCGAAGGCGAAGCGCAGGAAGCAGAGCACGUCUGGCGGCGUCGCUGCGGCCAGCGGCGGGAUGGACGAGCUGGCGGAGUUCGGCUGA
This is a messenger RNA of Prorocentrum cordatum, 1817 nucleotides long. NCBI's taxonomy places the organism in Eukaryota, Dinophyceae, Prorocentrales, Prorocentraceae. The record is from the annotation of a GenBank genome assembly.